This is a messenger RNA of Oryzias latipes (Japanese medaka), 2309 nucleotides long. It is a transcript of the gene lipia, whose product is annotated as lipase, member Ia. Gene Ontology annotation, molecular function: glycerophospholipase activity. The record is from RefSeq and is a predicted model, not a curated record. Lineage: Eukaryota; Metazoa; Chordata; Actinopteri; Beloniformes; Adrianichthyidae. Gene Ontology annotation, biological process: lipid catabolic process.
GCUAAAUGGAUAAAAUGCAGCAAACUUAAUAGUACUGUUUUGUAACUGCACCUAUCUUAAUAAGAUCAGAAAGCCUACUGAAAAGUCCAAACAAGAUAUUUCCCUUUGUAAUUAAUGGAAAAAUGAUAAAGGGAAAUGUCCCUAUUUUUCCCACCUGGUUGGGCCUAAUAAACUUUAGUCUAGUUUAGCUCGAUUGUCUUCCGAUUCAGGAUGAGGACAGAGACGUUCAGCAAGAUAAUGUGAAGUCUACAAAAAACCUGUAGGGGUGAAUCAUGUGGCAGUACCUGGCAGUCGCGUUGCUGAUUUCAGUUCAGAUAAACAAAGCUCAGACGUGCGACUCGUUCAAAUCCCUGACCAUUCUGCACACAAUUCACGGCACUAAUGUAAAAGUUCGGCUGUUGCUCUACACCAGGAUAGAUGGCGACUGUGGUUCCCUCCUGUCCCACACAAACCUGUCGGCACAUCCUCAGCUCAACCUCUCACGGCCCACUGCCUUUGUUAUUCAUGGAUAUCGGCCCAGUGGCUCUCGGCCAGCAUGGCUGAACCAAAUCAUAGAACUGCUGCUGGCGAGGAGCAACAUUAAUCUUGUAGUAGUGGACUGGAACCACGGCGCUGGUACGGUGAAUUACUUGGCAGCAGUGAAGAACACGCAGAAAGUUGCAGAAAACCUUACAGCUUUCAUUAACGUAAUGCAGGACCACGGUGCCAAUUUAAGCUCCAUCCACUUGAUCGGCGUCAGUCUUGGUGCUCAUAUAUCAGGCUUUGUUGGUGCUAACUUUCAUGGGCAGAUUGGAAGAAUUACAGGGCUUGAUGCUGCUGGACCCACGUUCACUGGUCUUUUACCAGAGGAGCGGCUGGACCCUACAGAUGCACAAUUUGUAGAUGUGCUUCACACAGACAUAGAUUCCUUAGGCUUCAGAGAAACUUUAGGUCACAUUGACUUUUAUGCUAAUGGAGGAGCAGAUCAGCCUAACUGCCCCAAGACCAUCUUCUCUGGAGAAUACUACUUCAAAUGUGAUCAUCAAAGAUCGGUGAAUCUUUUCAUGGACACUAUAAAUGGAACCUGUUCCAGCAGGGUCUACCCCUGCCUCUCCUAUAAAGACUAUCUGGAUGGGAAAUGUUUAAAAUGUGACGGUUUUGGCAACAUGGGGUGUCCUCUUUUUGGUUAUGAUUCCAUAAAGUGGAAAGAUUAUUUACCACAACCUAAUCAUGCAAAAUAUUACUUCUCAACAAACGGAGGGUCACCAUACUGCAAGACAAACUUUAAGGUAGAUGUAAUUGUCUGGAACACGGAAACACAGAUGGGGUACAUUACUGUCAAACUGUAUGGUGACAGUGAAGAAGCAGUGGCCAUCAUUAAGCAUAAAACACUAGAGUUCAAGAAGUACAAAGAGACUACACUGUUGGCUGGGUUUGACCGAGACAUUUCAUCAUUGAAGAAAGUGUCUGUUAAGUUCCACACUGGUAAAUCUCUCCAGCCCAAACAUAAACUCCGGAUCCUGAGACUCCGCCUCACACCCCUGGAUCGCACAGAGAAGCCUCUGUGUCGAUAUGAUAUUCUUCUGGAUGAGGACAAAGAGGUGAGCUUCAUGCCUGUUCAAUGUGGAGAUGCUACAUUCUGAUUGAGCUCAUCUCUUCGCCGAUGUCAAAACUGAGAAGUGCAGGGCUCCACAUUCAAAAGAAGAGCCUCUGGCAUUUUACACGAAUGAUCCCCAUUUCUGCAAAGUGAAUGUAUAUAAUGUAAAUACCUUUUUUAAAGGAAAAAAAUGUUGUAAAUACACUCAGCAGUCACUUUACCAGUUCUUUGUAGUCCUUUGCAAAAAGCAAGUCCAAUCAAUCAUGGCGGAAUCUCUUCCACUCUACACUUAAAAACACCCUAGCUGGAAAAAAGUUCUGGGUCCAAAUCUUCAUGCUUCACUUCCCUCCAAGCACUCCUCCAAUUCAAAACAUGCUUGAUUAAUUUAAAAAAAACACAAAUAUUUUAUGGAAUGACCACCUCUUCAAAUCUUAAAUUGAUGAUCGAUUAUAACAUUGAAUGAAGGUAUCGUCUGUGUGUGUGGCGCACUCAUCAGAAAGGGAUCAGGAAGUUUCAUAUGUGUCCUGCACACCACACUAAGUGUUCCCUAAAGCCUAUGCAAAUGAGCACUUAGCAUUUUCAUAGACAUAUAAUGUAAAGACCCAGACAGAAUGGCAUGUGUGUUAACUGAGGGGCCGAGUGUCUAGUUGAUAUGUACAGAUGAUAAAUGUGUGGGUUUUGUUACAGGAUGUUGCUUUGCAGAGUUUCCUCAAAAUAAAAACAAUUCAGACUC